Molecule: messenger RNA, 1500 nt
Organism: Dissoconium aciculare CBS 342.82
Lineage: Eukaryota; Fungi; Ascomycota; Dothideomycetes; Mycosphaerellales; Dissoconiaceae
Exons: 3
Coding region: 111-1286 (391 amino acids)
Cellular component (GO): cytoplasm
Molecular function (GO): GTPase activity
Source: RefSeq, a predicted model, not a curated record
CGACCAUGACCUAAAUGUGCAAGCAAUUUUCGACAGUGAAACCUGUCACUUCGAUGACACAAUCUUACAGUUGUAUCAUAUGAAUGCAGAACGCGGUCCUGCCCUGAAAGAUGCCAUCCACGAUUCUGAUGCCCAUCGGCCCACCUGGGUCGGGAAAAUCAACUCUGUGCAAUGGUCUGCAGCAAUUCAUGAGAGCUAUUGCCCGACCAGUAUCCAUAGGCAAUAUCGAUCCUGCAAAUGACUCAUUACCUUACGAAGCGGACUUCGACGUUCGCGAGAUUGUAGAUGUCGACGAAGUAAUGGAGCGCGAAGGGCUUGGACCGAACGGUGGAGUCUUGUGGGCGAUGGAGGAACUAGAGGCCAAUUUCGACUGGCUGGAGAGCAAAUUAGAACACUGCGAAGAGACGAUCCUACUCGACUCUCCUGGCCAGCCGGAACUACUCACGCAUCAUAUGGCGCUGCCAAAGUUGAUGCAGCGCAUGGAGAAGCUAGGCCAUAGAGUAGUCGUCAUACAGCUGUUGGACUCCGUCGUUCUCACACGACCGAGUCUGUACAUGAGCAGCUUGUUACUUUGCUUGCGAGGAAUGCUCCAUCUUCCUUAUCCGGCAGUCAACGUGUUGACCAAACUUGACAAUCUCAAAGCUGUUGGAGGAGCAGAUCUUCCAUUCAACCUCGACUAUUACACCGAAGUACAGGACCUUCAUUACCUUCUCCCACAUCUCUCUGCGGAGCAGGGUGUAUCAUCACCCAGCAGCGAAGAUAAAUGGUCGAAACUCAACGAAGCACUAAUCGAUCUGAUCACUGACUUUGGAAUGAUUGGCUUCGAGACGCUCGCCGUGGAAGACCGUCAGAGCAUGUCUAUUCUCCUCCGCGCCAUCGACCGAGCAAGCGGGUUUGCUUUCGCAGGAGCUCGAGCCACCGAUGAGAGUGGACGCACGCUCAACGACGAAGCUAGCAUCUGGGCGCAAGCCAUGAGCGAGAAUUACGGGAAGCUGGAUGUUCGUGAUGUCCAGGAGCGAUGGAUCGAGCGAAAAGAAGAAUUCGACGAGUUGGAGCGCAAGGACUGGGAGGAUGAAGCGAGACUUGCGGGUGCGCUGCCAGAGAAGCCUGCAGCCGGAGUAUCGAGGAAAGUGGACCCCACGCCCACUGAUGUCGCUAUGGGUGAUGCUGAAAACGAUGCCAACGAUGACGACGACGAUGAUGCGCUACUCGCAGCACAACGGGAAUGGCAGGCGAAGAAGGCUCAAGGCGUCGAGCAGAGCGCGAAGGUUGUGCGCAAAUCAUAAUGAGCGUAAUGAACAACAUGGAUGUUGCAUUCUGAAUUGUCAUACAAAUACCGCGAGGAAGAGAGCUCCAAAGAUGAUACUAUCUUCAGUUCGACAUGGCGAGUUUCUGCGACUCUGCCGCUGCCUCUCGUUGUCGUAGGUUGCGUUAGUUCAAGAGACUCUCAUACAGGCCAUUUGCGCUCCCGACGCACUUCCUACAUAUCAUCUUACGCCC